UAAAAUAAUAUGUCAUAAUUUAUCAAAUAAAAAUGUCAUAUUGCCGCCCACAAACCUAUCAAAGUCGCAUAGCAGCAUGCAUUCGGGGCCAAUGACAGUCCGUUAGUAUGUCUCUAGAAAUGGAUCUUAAAAUAGUCACUCCAAUGGUCACAUGUACAGCAGCCUAUCAACAUGAGAAUAGAAACAAGACUGUGGCUUCCCAUGACCCAUGUGUGGGUAACCUAUUGACCUAAUAGUUUGGCUCACGUACUCAGUUAGAUUUUUGUGGGUAAUAGACCAACCACUGCAUCAUGCACAUAUCUUAACUUGACUUACUGCGCACACACACAUAGGAGUAAGAGUGUGGGAGAUCUAAUGGCAAAAUAUAUGGAGUAAAAUGUGUGAUGUAGAUGCUGAAUGUUCGUGCUGAUUGGUCCGGCUGGAAUUCCAUUGAAGCCAUUUCCCACAGUUUACAGCGGGCUGGACGUUCGUAAUGAACGCACAGGAAGUGGAGGUUUAUUGGGAACGAAGAAGUAGACCCAAAGGGAUACGGCAUCUGCGCUCUUUACUUGAAUUUGGAAGCUGCGGGCAGAUUUUAAUCACAAAUUGUUAUACAAACUUGGAACGGGGAACUGUGAAGGAAUUUACAAUUAAUGGAUUGUUUGGAAAGGGGAGGAUGUUAUGGAAAGUGCGAUUUUUCCAUGACUCUGUGUAAAGUAUUAAUAAACCAAAUAUAGAAAUGUAUUUUCCAAUUUCAGCUGUUGGAUUUGACUGAAUUAAUUAAGCAAGAAACAAAAGAAAACAAAACAAUUGAUUUCGAAUGCUUUUCAAACAAGAAUGGAGAGGUAAAAUUGUUGGAUAUUUCAUUUAUAGUGAAUGAGUGGAAAGGAACAAUUAGAAUUCUUCAGUGGUCUGCAUUAUCUCAAAGACAAGCGAGAACAUAACAAGGGAUUGUGAAAGAUGGUGACUUGUCAGUGCGUAGAGCACACUUCAUCAUUCACAGCUGGAUGUUUGGAUAGCAGGAUGAGUUGAACUUGGUGUAUUCACGUGUUAAAAGUGCGCUGCGUCUCUUAAAAAGUAUGAAUCAAAGAAGAGCUGUUUUAGAGGACAAAAAUAAAACAAAGUAUCACACGAUUGAAAGGAGGAAUAAAAGUAAAGACAAUUUACUGAUGAAUGAAGACUUUGGCGAGGAUUUAUACAGCAGCUAUGGACACUACCAUAGUGAGAACCUGGCACGACAGAUGCUACCCAAGAGCAGAAGACAGGGUGUGCGAGGAGCAGCCUACAUGUUCAAUGCCCACCCCAACAGCCUAACACCUUUAGAGGAACGCUUUCUUGAUGCUGCCGAGUAUGGAAACAUACCUGUCGUUCGUCGAAUGCUUGAGGACCUUCCUGAGUUGGAUGUUAACUGUGUGGACUAUAUGGGCCAGAAUGCAUUGCAGUUGGCAGUGGCUAAUGAACACUUGGAAGUCACAGAACUUUUGUUAAAUAAAGACAAUCUAUCACGAAUCGGGGACGCACUUUUGUUGGCCAUCAACAAAGGUUACACCAGGAUCGUGGAGGCCAUUUUGAGCCACAAAGCUUUCGCAGACUCCAAGAGACUUACAGCAAGCCCCAGUCAGGCGCCUAUGCACGAUGACUUCUUUGCCUAUGACGAAGAUGGUACACGCUUUUCUCAUGACAUCACCCCAAUCAUUCUAGCAUCCCACUGUCACGAGUACGAGAUAGUGCACAUACUCUUAAGGAAGGGUGCUUGCAUUGAGCAACCGCAUGACUACUUUUGUACAUGUGACACAUGCAAUUACCAUCAAAAGUAUGAUUCUUUUAGCCACUCCCGCUCACGUAUAAAUGCCUAUAGGGGAUUGGCCAGUCCGGCUUACCUCUCACUGUCCAAUGAGGAUCCUGUGAUGGCCGCCCUGGAGCUCAGCAAUGAGCUUGCCUCUUUGGCCAAUAUUGAAAAAGAAUUUAAGAAUGAAUAUAGAAAGCUUUCAAUUCAAUGCAAAGACUUCGUUGUGGGACUUCUAGACCUGUGCCGGAGCACAGAAGAAGUGGAAGCCAUUUUAAAUGGUGAAGAGGAUGAGACCAUAGAUGUGCCUGGACGGCCAAGUUUUAUACGCUUAAAACUUGCAAUAAAGUAUGAACUGAAAAAGUUUGUGGCUCAUCCUAACUGUCAACAACAGCUCUUAUCGAUAUGGUAUGAAAAUCUGCCAGGACUCAGACAACAGAGCACAGCCAUAAAACUCCUGGUGGUUUUAGGUGUUGCUAUGGGACUUCCUUUUUUGGCUAUGGUGUAUUGGGUGGCGCCAUGCAGCAAGAUGGGAAAGAUUGUGCGUGGCCCUUUCCUUAAGUUUGUAGCCCAUGCAGCCUCCUUCACCAUUUUCCUUUGCCUUUUGGUCAUGAACGCUGCAGACCGCUUUGGUGGGACAAGGCUGCUUCCAAAUAUGACCAUUCACGACUAUCCGACACAGCUGUUUCGUAUGAAAACAACUCCCUUUACGUGGAUGGAAAUGCUCAUCAUUUCUUGGGUCAUAGGGAUGAUUUGGGCAGAGUGCAAGGAGAUCUGGUCACAAGGUCCAAGGGAAUAUCUGCUCGAGCCUUGGAAUUUUCUAGACUUUGGAAUGUUGGCCAUUUUUGUAGCAUCCUUCAUCUCAAGGAUAAUGGCUUUCUGGCAUGCAUGUAGGGCACAGCACUAUGUUGAUGAGCACUAUACAGAUUUAAGAAAUGUAACUUUGCCUGCUGAGGUGGGAUACUUCCAGUUAGCUCGGAUUGACUGGCUGCCCUCUGAUCCACAGUUAGUUUCAGAGGGCCUGUAUGCCAUCGCAGUGGUUCUGAGCUUUUCUCGAAUUGCAUACAUACUGCCAGCUAAUGAAAGCUUUGGACCUCUGCAGAUAUCUUUGGGCCGAACUGUGAAGGACAUCUUUAAAUUCAUGGUUAUCUUCAUCCUAGUCUUUUUGGCCUUCAUGAUUGGAAUGUUCAACCUCUACUCGUAUUACUUGGGUGCUAAACAGAAUGAUGCUUUCACAACUAUAGAAGAAAGCUUCAAAACAUUGUUUUGGGCAAUAUUUGGCCUUUCUGAGGUCAGAUCUGUAGUCGUGAACAAUGGACAUAAGUUCAUUGAGAACAUUGGCUAUGUUCUCUACGGAGUAUACAAUGUAACAGUGGUCAUCGUCCUACUCAACAUGCUCAUUGCCAUGAUCAACAGUUCAUUUCAGGAAAUUGAGGACGAUGCAGACGUAGAGUGGAAGUUUGCCCGUGCCAAGCUCUGGUUCACUUAUUUCGAGGAGGGAAGGACUCUCCCUGUGCCAUUUAACUUAAUGCCAAGUCCCAAAUCUGUCCUGGGUUUGGUGAGGGGGGCCAAGGGGCUUCUCCGUGAGCUCCUCGACAGACAAAAAGCCAUUAUGAAGGGGUCUGAGCUUAGUGAGUUGGGACAGAACAAAGCCAGGAAGGAUAACACUCCUCUUCGCUCCAGUCGAUAUCAGAAAAUUAUGAAGCGUCUGGUUAAGCGAUACAUCAUCAAAGCUCAGAAUGACAAGGAGUACGAUGAAGUCAAUGAAGGUGAACUAAAGGAGAUUAAGCAGGACAUUUCAAGCCUCCGGUAUGAGCUGCUGGAGGAAAAGUCCCAUAAUCUGGAGGAGCUGGCUGAACUAGUGAGGAAACUUGAACAAACUCUGUCUCAGAAUCCUUUAAUACUGAAGUCUCAUUAAGAAAGUGAGAUGAUCUAUUAAAUCAACUGUUUAUCAAGCAAGACAAUUUGCACAAGGACUUCAGUUCCAAAUGCUUUUUUGGCUUUUGCCUGGGAUAGCAGAAAUAAAUAAGAUGACUGUGAAGAAGUGAUACUGUUUUUCUUUUGUUGAUACAUUUAAUGUAAUAUAAGAUUAUUGUAUGAUACAUAACAUUAAUUUUACUUACCAACUUUGAAAACUGUUAAUGAUUUUCAGUUAGUAGUUGUACUUAUUUUAAAAGCACACACCAAAAAUUCCUCUUAGUAACUUGCUGGCAAAUUCUUGAGGAAUCAAAAAUGAUAAAAAUACAUGACAAAAAACAACACAAUUGCUAUUCCAGUAUUAGUAUACAAGCAUGGGAUUAUGUAAGCAAAAGUUUCUUUAACUAAUACAUUGUAAAUAUAACUUGAGUAAACACUGGUCUGUUUGGCAUCUCAGUCAUUAUGUAUUAAAUGUUUAUUGUUACACCCACUACUUAAAAUUCUGUUUUAUAUAAUGCUCUCAUAGCAUUGGGACUGUGUGUAUGGAGUGUGCGAACCGACCCAAACUCUAUGUCUCCUUUAUUUUUUCCCUUUAACUCCCUAAUUUGUACUAUUUUAAUUUUAGUGUUUGUGUAAAUAAAGAAAUAUGAUGUGCACCCACA
Molecule: messenger RNA, 4344 nt
Organism: Paramisgurnus dabryanus
Lineage: Eukaryota; Metazoa; Chordata; Actinopteri; Cypriniformes; Cobitidae
Gene: trpc6a
Product: transient receptor potential cation channel, subfamily C, member 6a
Biological process (GO): regulation of cytosolic calcium ion concentration; calcium ion transmembrane transport; single fertilization
Cellular component (GO): plasma membrane; cation channel complex
Molecular function (GO): inositol 1,4,5 trisphosphate binding; store-operated calcium channel activity; protein binding
Source: RefSeq, a predicted model, not a curated record